Messenger RNA from Letharia columbiana, 2040 nucleotides. RefSeq lists its product as uncharacterized. Lineage: Eukaryota; Fungi; Ascomycota; Lecanoromycetes; Lecanorales; Parmeliaceae. The coding region runs from base 1 to 2040 and encodes 679 amino acids. The record is from RefSeq and is a predicted model, not a curated record. The transcript has 2 exons.
AUGGAGCACCCGUCCAAGAGACGGAGAAUCGAGCGGAAUCUGGGAGGACCGGUCGAAGGUCUCAAUCUCAACAAUGGCAGAGAACGAGCGGUCAGUUUGGGUGGCUCAAGCAAGAACGAGAAGCCAAUAAUGCCCAAGCUUGUGCUCCCUCCGCACGGAGCGCCAGGACAUCCUGCGCAUGGGGAUCAAGCCGUGGGUGCUUCUAGCCAAGGUGUUGACCGUCCUCACUACCCUCUGGAGUCUGCAGACACGAAGCCCACGAGGGUUCAUGCCCGACAAAUCGUGCAACCCUCCGAGCCCACAGUACCAAACACCAGCGAGGCGAUGUCUUAUCCGAGCGGUAAUCCAACCUCAAAUCCAUACCCAGGUCAAGUGGUACCUCCAGCAGGUGUCGCUGCUGCAGAUGCAAGAAACCAGGCACUCGAAUCACAGCAGGCUCAAGCUCAGGCUGUUGCCGUGAAGCAAUUGGAUGCUAUACCGCAGGCGCCAGCUCCUGCCCCAGCAACUCAUGCAGCAGCCAGCGCCAGCUCAAAUGCUAUGAACGUCCCCAACUCUUCGUCACAGCAAAUAGUCAAGGCACCUUCAACGCCUCCGCCAUCCAAUCCGUCGCCAACACCAGAGUCCUCUGCAUCAUAUUUUUCCGCCUCACCUGCAUCAUCACCUAGUCCGAGUCCGCAACUUACAUCAAGCCCUUCCGCUCCAUCACCUACAUUUACUCCGAACAAACAUGAAUUCGCUACUAAUCAUAAUGGUACUAUGUCAGCUUCUACCACAACAUCCUCAAAUCCGAGUAGGCUAAGUUCAGAGUCAGGGACCUUGUCUCCCUCUCUCUCCGCACUGCCGACGGUAUCGCAGUCUUCAUUAGCAAGCAUCUCUACUAUGAUGACUUUCAUCUCUGAUGCAACGAAUCCUAGUGCAUCCCUCCAGACCCAAGCCUCUGGCACAAGCUCUGAACAAACAACAUUCACACCUGCUACACUCGCUACAUCAGGAUCUGCACCAGCAUCGUCACAGCUCUCGAGCCAAGCAUCAUUAGCAUCCGUAAUGUCCAGCGCCAGUGCCGCAGGUGCUGGAGGAAGUGGCAAUUCGGGCAACACAGCCCCGACUCCUUCACCUUCAUCAAGCUCAAAUGGCGGCGCGGGCGGCAAUGGUGCACCACCUACACAGGACCUCGUCGGUGGUAUCGUCGGUGGCGUCGCAGGCCUGGCCAUGAUCUUCGUUAUACUUCUCCUGUUGUUCCGUUGGCGACGAGGCAGGCUUGGCAAUCGGAGAACUAUAUCUCCGCCUGUCCCUCAGACCAUAGGCCACGGAGGUGUGCCGGAAUCCGGUAAUAUGACCCAACGAUCCAGCACCGCUCCUAUAGCCGCCGCUGGCUUCUUUCGAAGUCUAAGACCUGCUUCAUCUCAAACAGCGACCACUGCCGACACCGUUCCUAGCGAACGAGGCUUCCAGAAGAUCUCUGGAAGAAAGCUCCCAUCUGUACUGGCGUCUGGUGGUGAUGGCUGGGGUGACCCUCCUGCUGCCGGUCCUAGUGCUGGACCUACUGGAGCCGCAGCUGGGCUAGGUAUGGCUGCAGGCGUUGCUAAAGGCCGAAGCCCUUUCGAUGAUCCCCCGCCUGGUCAGCGACCUUCUCCAUCCCAUUCACUAUCAGGUUCAUCCUUUUACCGUGACUCCCACGGUUUCUACGGCGGUGUCGUGCCAGAAGAACAGACCGAAGCAUCCAGCUCUCCUGGAUCUUCAUCGUCACCAACGUAUUUUGCACCUCUAGGGGCUGCCGCCGGUCGUUCGAAUGUCCCACUAGGUCAUGGAAGCCCGAGCCGUCGGGAUGAAGCAGCACAGAUGCGACCCGGUCCUGCUCGUACGCCUGUCAUAAACCAGCCCGGCUUUGGCUCAAUCCGUGGCGGUGCACCUCCAAGGCCUGUUCGCGCUACACCGCCACCAGCUGGACUCGUUCCUGUUCGAGAUGGUCUUGGCCGGAGUCAUCCUAGCCAAGAUGGCUCUCGCGGGUCUAGAUUCAGAGAGGACACCACACCACCUUGA